AUGCCAGGAGGGCACACAGAAGGUGUCUGCCGCCUUCCAUUCCAGCGUUUGGCCUCCGACUUCCGAGCGACCCUUGCCGGUGGUGACAUGAUAAACAGCGGACAGGGUGUCUUGCCGGCGCGAAGACGACGUGCUCGCAUUCAGCCUCUCUAUAUAGCGCUGUGUGGCCUAAUUGCCCUCCGUCCCAUCCAACCGAGCCUUCAUCUGGUCUCAGGGAAAGACAAUGGGAGAGCCAGACGUGUCGACAUCCUCGGCCUGGGAGCGAGGCUCGCUAAAGUGCUCGACAAAAUGGACCGGAAAGUGUCGGAAGUUGGGCAGAUCCAGGCCGUCCAGCCAGAUCAUCGUGCCGCUGCCAUCCUUGCCAUGGUCAUGGUAGUUCCCGGAAUCAUUACCGCGCCCUCGAGCUGCCUAGCUCUAUCAAGGCGGGUGCGGUCCACAUUAAUUCCAUGA
Aspergillus fischeri NRRL 181 is the source of this 450-nucleotide messenger RNA. RefSeq lists its product as uncharacterized. The transcript has 2 exons. The record is from RefSeq and is a predicted model, not a curated record. Bases 1 to 450 code for a protein of 149 amino acids. Lineage: Eukaryota; Fungi; Ascomycota; Eurotiomycetes; Eurotiales; Aspergillaceae.